This is a messenger RNA of Branchiostoma floridae (Florida lancelet), 675 nucleotides long. RefSeq lists its product as uncharacterized. NCBI's taxonomy places the organism in Eukaryota, Metazoa, Chordata, Leptocardii, Amphioxiformes, Branchiostomatidae. The record is from RefSeq and is a predicted model, not a curated record.
ACACAUUGAUAACUUUGCUGAAAGAGCACAAAGAUCUGACGACGUGAAAGGCGACUUGAUUGCUUUGUUGGAGGAGAGGGGACAGGCCCAAAUUGCGGCUAGAAAGGCUGAACAGGCUUAAAACUGAGCCCAACCAGCGGAGGCUGAAGAAAACAACGGAUCCCGAUGAGAGUCACCUGAAGGCCUGCUACCGACAAUAAGGGAUUCCGUUUGCAUAUUUCACGCAAAAAAGCUCUAAGCGUAUCUCUUACGAACUAUUACUAAAUUGAUAGACCAUCGCUCCCAAUUUUCGCAACGUUUAGGAUAGAUUUUCCUGUUGUGUUAUUCGCUGUAGCAAUGUAACUUUCGUCAUUUCGUCCUGAGUACCGUACAUUGUAAUGCAUGCUUCAUAUUACCUAACGUAAAAUCGCUAAACAUACAUAUGAUGAGUAGUUGACUCAUUCAUUUAAGCUAGACACAAAUUUAAAACAGUUCUAUAUACUAAUAUAUUCACAACAGUAUAAGUAAAAUUUGAUAUUUGCUACUAGACAACAUGAAUUUCUGCUCGGUUUAGUAGUUUUCAAUCUAUUUCUUUUUCACAAAGGUGUUCUUGUCAUAGCGAGACUACUACUGUAACAGAAAUAUCCACAGUGUUUCCUUUCUUUGGAAAUUAAAGAUCUUGCUUGCUUAAAGACA